Gadus morhua (Atlantic cod) is the source of this 3638-nucleotide messenger RNA. RefSeq names its product chondroitin polymerizing factor 2 (gene chpf2). The transcript is spliced from 4 exons. Lineage: Eukaryota; Metazoa; Chordata; Actinopteri; Gadiformes; Gadidae. Gene Ontology annotation, molecular function: glucuronosyl-N-acetylgalactosaminyl-proteoglycan 4-beta-N-acetylgalactosaminyltransferase activity. Bases 880 to 3171 code for a protein of 763 amino acids. The record is from RefSeq and is a predicted model, not a curated record. Gene Ontology annotation, cellular component: Golgi cisterna membrane.
GCACGCGCACGCACAGACAACCUAGCGGGGACAGUUGGUGGUGCAAGCCGCAGACGGAUGGAAAGGAAAGGCAACACGUCUCCUUUAUUAAAACGUUGCGGAGGUGAUGUCGGUUUUAAGGACGUUACGAAGCGGAUAAAAUGGAGGACCUGAAACACAACUCACAGAGACUCAUGUGAUUUUGCGUGCUGCUGAGGUUCCCUAAAGACACCGGAGAAGACGGAUAACGACGUGAGGUCGCCAGCACAACUCCCUCAGCAGUACUUGUGUACACCUUGUGGAUUAUACGUGUUUUUACAAGGUCCUUUACGAAGAUACACAUCGUUCCGAGACGAGCCAUGGCAGUGUGUACACAGAGAUGUAAACUUUUAGCCCAGGCUAGCUGACUGUUAAAGUAUAUCUGAAUACAGUAGCAGUAACAAGCUAUCCGAGUAGCGUAGGUGGCACUUCGUAGCACAAUGAGAAUAAAAAACAUUUUACGAGUUGUUAGCCAACACUGCAUUACACGAAUUCGUGUUUCUAUUCCGUUGUAACGUUGUAGUUACGACAUAGACACGUAUCAAAUCGGGACAGCGCAUCAUUCAAUGUGUCACAUAGACCAUUGUAAAGCAAUUUUAAAGUGAAUUGCGUUGUAAUAAUGAUCAAACGUUGUAUUGACGUGACAGUAUCAACCACUGCUUCUGUUCCGUCUCACUAAUCAUACUGACAAACCAAUAACCACGAUAUAACAACCAUAUUUGUGUUUUAUAGUAUAGGUUAAUGAUGUUAGGAACAAUGUCUCCGUGUAGGAAGCGUGAAUAGAGGUAGUAGUUACUGCAGGGUGUGUGUGAUCUCUGUUCACACCUAGCCAGUGGAAAAGCUCCUCAUUAGCCCGUCGGUAUGAGACUAUCGUCCCUCCUGGCCGUGUUCCGGCCCGCUCUACCCCUCAUCCUCGGACUGUCAUUGGGGUGUAGCCUGAGUCUGCUCAUGGUCUCCUGGACCCAGGGAGACGCGGAUGACUCCUGUGGGGAAGAGCUUGGCAACGUGGGACUUUUCGUCGGAGGACACAGAGGAGAUCGGGCCGACUCUCGGGACGGCGCCGGGAAUGAGGACUUCACGCCCCGGAUAGUGCCCUACCAUAAGGACCCCAACAAACCGCACAAGAAAGUCCUACGGACCCGCUACAUCCACUCAGAGCUGGGCAUCAGGGAGCACCUCCUGGUGGGGGUGCUGACGUCGCGCGCCACCCUCAACACGCUGGCGGUGGCGGUGAACCGCACCGUGGCGCACCGCUUCCAUCGCACCUUCUUCUUCACUGGCCUGAGGAGCGCCAAGCUGCCGCACGGCAUGACCGUCGUCGCGCAUGGCGACGACCGGCCCGUUUGGCUGAUGUACGAGACGGUGCGCCACCUUCACCGUCACCACGGCAACGAGUACGACUGGUUCCUGCUGGCCCAGGACGACACCUACCUGCAGGCCGACCGCCUGGCCCAGCUGGUGGGCCACCUGAGCUCGGGGCGGGACCUCUACCUGGGCCGCGCCGAGGAGUUCAUCGGCGGCGAGGAGAAGGCGCGCUACUGCCACGGCGGCUACGGGUACCUGCUGUCGCAAAGCCUGCUGGGCAAGCUGCAGCCGCACCUGGACACCUGCCGCAACGACAUCCUGAGCGUCCGACCGGACGAGUGGCUGGGGAGGUGCAUCAUCGACUACCUGGGCCUCACCUGCCUGGAGGUGUACCAGGAGAUGCGCUACCAGUACUUUGAGCUGGGUAAGAACGCCGACCCGGAGCGAGAGGACAGCCCCCAGUUCCGAAACGCCCUGGCGGUCCACCCGGUGUCAGAGCCCAGCCUCAUGUACCGCCUCCACAAGCGCUUCAGCCAGAUGGAGCUGGAGUGGACCUACCAGCAGAUAGAGCAGCUUCAGAUGCAGAUCAACAACCUGAGCCACCUGACUCCGGAGGGGAAGGCGGGAACCACGUGGCCCAUCGGCAUCACCGCGCCCUUCAAGCCCAAGACGCGCUUCGAGGUCAUCAACUGGGAGUACUUCACCGAGGACCACGUGUACUCGUGCCUGGAGAGCGCCCCCAAGUGCGAGCUGCGGGGCGCCGACCGGGCCGACGUUAGCGCCGUGCUGGAGAUGGCGGUGGAGCGCCUCAACGCCCGCUACCAGCCCCAGCUGCGCUUCCGCAAGCGGCGCCUGCUCAACGGCUACCGGCGCUUCGACCCCACGCGGGGCAUGGAGUACGUGCUGGACCUGGUGCUGGAGGCCUACACCCAGAAGGGCCACAGCCAGGUGCUGGGCCGCCGGGUCAACCUGCUGAGGCCCCUCAGCUCCAUCGAGAUCAUCCCCAUGCCCUACGUGACGGAGGCCACGCGCGUGCAGGUCAUCCUGCCCGUCACGGCGCCGGAGCAGGACUACGUGGGCAACUUCCUGGACACGUACGUCACCAACACGCUGGACACGCGUGACAACGUGCUGCUCACCUUCCUGUUCAUCUACGACCCGUUCGACGCGCAGCGCGUCAGCCAGACGGACGUGUUCGCCGGCCUCAAGGCCAUGAUCAGCGAGGUGGAGAAGCGCUACGGCGACGUGAAGAUCCCGUGGAUCAGCGUGAAGACGGAGGUGCCGUCGCAGGUCAAGCUCAUGGACAUCAUCUCCAAGAAGCACCCCGUGGACACGCUGUUCUUCCUGGCGGGCCCCUGGACCGAGAUCAACGGCGACUUCCUCAACCGCUGCCGCAUGAACGCCAUCAGCAGCUGGCAGGUGUUCUUCCCCGUCCACUUCCAGGAGUUCAGCCCUUCGGUGGCGUCGCGCGAGCAGCCGCAGUCCUCGUCGGCCUUCGCCUUCGACCCGCUGCGCGACGGACACUUCGACCGGCAGGUGUUCGACGAGGCGUGCUUCUACAACGCCGACUACAUGACCGCCCGCACCAAGAUGGCCGCCGACAUCCUGGACAACGAGGAGCUGCUGGAGAGCAUGGACGUGUACGACAUCUUCGUGCGCUACUCGGGCCUGCACGUGUUCCGCGCCGUGGAGCCGGCGCUGGUGCAGAAGUACGUGCGGCGCGCGUGCAACCCACGCUUCAGCGAGGACAUCUACCACCGCUGCGUGCUCAGCAACCUGGAGGGGCUGGCGUCACGCUCGCACCUCUCCAUGGCGUUGUUCGAGCAGGAGCAGGCCAACAGCACCUAGACACGCCUCCCCCCCCGCAUGCUGGGGGGGUGGAUGCCGUUGAACACUGCCGAGGAGAGAGAACAUAACAAUGAAACUGCUUUCCUACGGUCACUUUGGUGCCUUGCUCUCAGGAAACGUGGGCAAUAUGGUGGAGGGGUGGUACUCCCCCCCCCGUCGCUAUCGCAAUGUUGUCCAGAUCUUCACGAUGUCCCUUCCCGUCCAGGCCUGGGGCGGCUAGCUGGCUGCUCAUAUGGCCGCCGGCUUCUACUGGAAGACAGACUGGCUAUUGAAGUAUGUGCUGUUAAUAAUAAACAGCACAUAAUGUCACAUAAUGUUAUUUUUUCUACGGUUGAGGACCAUGGACAGAAACAAAUUGAGCCAUACUUUCUAUUAAAGAAUGUUAACCCCAACUGUAAGCUCAGCAGGAUGACAGUGUUCUGGUUCAGUGUUUCUGCUCCUAAAGUAUUAAAGACCAUUUGACAUUA